AUGUGGAUAAAAGAGACCACCAAAGCAGUUGUUAUAGGCGUAGGCGAAAGUAACUAUGUAACAUUAGAUGCUGUUGCAGGGGCGUUGGAGAUGACGGGCACAGACAAUAUCCGCUUUAGCGGGCACACCAUAGACAAGGCUACUAAAGCCAAAGUCACCCUUGAGAACUUCUAUACGAAUCUCAUUACACAGCACUAUGAGAGAAAGCAAAGGCUGGAGAAGCUGGAGGAAUCGCUCAAAGAUGAAAGCCUAACAGAGAGUCAAAAACAGGAGAAGCGUCAACAACAUGCUCAAAAGGAAACCGAGUUUCUUAGGCUCAAACGGUCGCGGCUUGGUGUCGAAGAUUUUGAGCCGUUGAAGGUGAUCGGCAGAGGUGCGUUUGGUGAAGUGCGUUUAGUUCAGAAGAAAGAUACGGGCCACAUAUAUGCUAUGAAAAUACUCAGAAAGGCAGACAUGCUUGAGAAAGAACAAGUUGCCCACGUACGAGCGGAAAGGGAUAUUCUAGUGGAAGCAGACCACCAGUGGGUGGUAAAGAUGUACUACAGUUUCCAAGACCCCAUGAACCUUUAUCUCAUCAUGGAGUUCCUGCCAGGUGGUGAUAUGAUGACGCUUCUAAUGAAGAAAGACACCCUUAGUGAAGAAUGCGCCCAAUUCUAUGUAGCGGAGACUGCGCUCGCUAUCGAUAGUAUACAUAAACUUGGAUUUAUCCAUAGAGAUAUAAAACCCGACAAUCUGCUACUGGACGCGCGUGGGCACAUCAAACUCAGUGACUUUGGUCUCUGUACCGGCCUCAAGAAGAGUCACCGUACCGAUUUCUACCGGGACCUUAGUCGAGCGACACCUUCUGAUUUCAUAACGACUUCAUCGUCGGCAAUGGAUUCGAAGCGACGAGCCGAGUCUUGGAAGAGAAAUCGGCGCGCCCUCGCCUACUCUACCGUGGGGACACCUGAUUACAUCGCACCCGAGGUCUUUCUGCAAACUGGAUAUGGUCCACAGGCUGAUUGGUGGAGCUUGGGAGUCAUUAUGUAUGAGAUGUUGAUCGGAUAUCCGCCAUUUUGUUCGGAAUCGCCGCAAGAAACGUAUCGUAAAGUGAUGUCUUGGCGCGAAUCUCUCACGUUUCCACCAGAGAUACCUAUCAGCGAGGAAGCCAGAGAGACUAUUCUUCGCUUCUGUUCUGAACCUGAUCGCAGACUGGGUUCCCAACGGGGCAUUGAAGACGUGAAAUCCGUGUCUUUCUUCCGAGGCGUGGACUGGAACCAUGUACGCGAGCGCCCCGCCGCUAUCACCGUCGACGUGCGCUCCAUCGACGACACCUCGAACUUUGAUGACUUCCCAGAUGUGAAGCUCGAAAUUCCCUCAGCGCCGAUCACUCAGGACGGCGAAGUAGCGUAUAAAGAUUGGGUGUUCAUUAACUACACGUUUAAGAGGUUCGAAGGACUCACUCAAAGGGGUACUCCCACAAAGAAGUGA
Pieris macdunnoughi is the source of this 1470-nucleotide messenger RNA. The record is from the annotation of a GenBank genome assembly. NCBI's taxonomy places the organism in Eukaryota, Metazoa, Arthropoda, Insecta, Lepidoptera, Pieridae.